AUGGGGAUAACAAGGGGGAAUAAAGUCAGGGAGUUGAUGACUAAUAAAUUUAUGAACUGGGAUUUUUAUUCCAGUCCUGUUACUGAAGGUAGAAUAUUGAUCAUAUGGAGGAAGAUAUUUGUCAAGGUUAUUGUUCUAGAGGAGACAAAUCAUUAUGUUCACCAUUAUAUUAAAAUGGCUGGUCAAAAACAUCCUUUUAGUGCUACAUUUGUGUAUGGGCUCAAUACUAUGGAGGAACGGAAGAUCUUAUGGCAAAGAUUACCAAAGCUUUCUCUUCUAGCCUCUUCUUGGGUUAUAUUAGGAGAUUUUAAUGCAAUUUUCACAGCAAAGGAUAGAAAUGGAGGUAAGCCUGUGUCUAAAGUGGAACUUUGGGAAACAGUUUCAGAUCACUGCUCUUGUACAGUUUCUAUUCUGGCUGUGGAGAAUUUGGGUGUUAAGUUGUUUCGUUUUUAUAAUUUCUGGACUGAACAUAAAGAUUUUAAAGAGGUGGCAUUAGAUAGUUGGAGGAAGUCGAUUAAGGGGACUGGUUUGAAGACUAUCUAUUUGAAGACAAUGCGGCUGAAACAUAAGUUGAAGAGAUUUAAUAGGGAUCAUAUUGGAGACAUAGGAGUGCAAUUUCAGAAGGCUAAAGAUCAAUAUCAAGCUGCGCUUUUCCAUGCUCAGCAACAUCCCCAAGACUUUACUCUUCAAGAUAAAGCUAAGGCUGCUGCUGAUGCAUUCAUAAUUCAGGAGCAUAUGUAUCACAGCUUCUUGGCUCAAAGAAGCAAGCUUACUUGGUUAAGGAAGGGUGACAUGAAUAUUGCCUAUUUUCAUGCUUGUUUGAAAAAUCGCAAGGAGGAGAAUAGAAUAGCUACUUACAUAACUGAACAAGGUAGGGUGGUGGAUAAUUUUUCUGAUGUGGUUUCUCAUUUUCUGAAUCACUUCAGAAGUUUUAUGGGUAGCCCUAGCUCAGCUACUAAGAAGAUAAAUAGACAGUGUGUAGAGAUGGGAUCCAAGCUCUCAAUAGACCAGCAACUUCAAUUGUUGAAGCCUUUCUCUCAUAAGGAAAUACGAGAUGCUAUAUUUAGUAUUCCCAAUAUCAAAUCCCCGAGUCCAGAUGGGUUUGGUUCUGCAUUUUUCAAGGUGUUGUGGCAGGAAAUUGGCAGUGAAGUUUGUAGAGCAGUAGGACAAUUUUUUGAGACAGGCAGUAUUCCUGAGGAGCUUCUUAAUACUACUCUGUCCUUGGUUCCUAAAAUUGACAAUCCCUCUCGGGCUGUGGACUAUAGGCCUAUUGCUUGUUGUUCUACCAUUUAUAUAUGUAUUUCAUAG
Humulus lupulus (European hop) is the source of this 1308-nucleotide messenger RNA. RefSeq lists its product as uncharacterized. Lineage: Eukaryota; Viridiplantae; Streptophyta; Magnoliopsida; Rosales; Cannabaceae. The record is from RefSeq and is a predicted model, not a curated record. The transcript has 2 exons. Bases 1 to 1308 code for a protein of 435 amino acids.